GAGACUUGUUUGGCUCUUUCUGGGGACUUGAACCUGGUCAAUCUGAACCAAGAGAUUGUCUGCGCUUCUGAAUUUUCUCCAUCAUUGGGGAUGGACACUGUGUUUGCUAAGAUGGCUGUACUUUGGCCAGUUCUACUGUUACUUCUUGCACUGUUCAACCCACUUCUUUCAAAACAUCUUCCCAGUGACUACAACACUGGUAACAGCACUGAACAAACCUUGAACUCUUUGAAACAGGCAGAAUAUUCAACUACUUCCUCUCCCCUAGAUCGGGACAGAGAGGACAACACUUCUACAACAGCAAUCUCAAGGAAACCUGCUGAAACAACACGUAAAACAUACGAGUCAACAACACCAAAAACAGAAGGGGAAACGUCUCCAUAUUCCACUGAGACAACAAACUUGAGAAGUUCGCUUCAAACUGAAAACCUGCUAUCCACAAGUAUUGAAAGGUCAGCUGAGACGCCAGCCUCCACGACUCAGCAUCUGCUUUCCACUUCAGGAACCACCAACUCCUCCAUGCAAGCUCUGGUCCCCCGCAGGGACCCGGGAGUACAUCACCAAACGACAGCCCCUGGUGUGACGAAGACUGUCAAGACAACAGCACCAAACGAACACUUUGCAGACAGGGACGGUUUCCCAUGCUCCACCGUGACACCGCGGAGGGAUGGCCUCGUCGGCCAGUGUCUGAUCGCCAUCGCCACACUGGCUGGUGUGGCCACCAUCUUCAUCGUCAGCACCAUCAUCCUCUGCACCAAGCUCUCGAGCAGCAAGUACAAGUACAGGAUGGCCCAUAACUGCGGCACCGAGAUGGUCUGCAUCUCCGCCCUGCUCCCCGAUGGCAACGGCACCCACGGGAGGCCCCGGAUCCCCAAGAGCAACGGCGCUCUGAUCCCCAAUACAGAGGACAGCGAGGGAGAUGACCUCACGCUGCACAGCUUUCUCCCAGAGACUGAACGGGGCUUCUAAAACCGGCACGCCAUCCUCCUCCCAGCCUCAACCGAGGAACACUCCAGCAUUCCCUCCCAGGUGGCUAAAGUGACUGGCUGUUUUGACCAUACCAGGAGCCUUUGUUUUGGAAAUGGUCCAUGCUUUCCUAUUGAUUUAAAUAGGUGAUCAGCAGUAUACAUAUCAAAUCUAUGGAGAGAAGAGUUAGGUUCCAGUUUGCAAGACUGGAAAUUGGCAAUGGGAGAACUAAAUACGGGUAUAUGGAAUGUCCGCUGCCGCUGGAGAGUGCAUGUGAUCGUGGUCAUGUGAUGCUUGACCAGUGUACUGAAACUGCUCAUAUCAGAUGCCGCCAGGUGGUGGAGAGCUCUGUGUUAGGGAAAUUUCAGUUCAUUUACUGGAAGACUUUGAAACUGGGAUCGCAGACUAACUUUGAGACUUCAUGAGUCAUUUCAGUGUAAAUAUGAAGCAUGACCCGCCUGUUUCUUGCUUUCCUUCAGCGACAGAGCCAUUUGAAAGUAGCUGCACUGCUUGUUUAAGUGCUUAUUAUCAGCAACACAUACAGGAUGCUGUAUUUUGCUCUUCAAAAGUAGUAUUUCUGGCACUGAAUGAGUUAACAUUUCCUUUGAAACUAGAAUACCAAAAGGCAGUAGUUCAGUUGUUUCCAUGUAAUUUUGUGUGUGGGAGACUACACAGUCAUCUACUCUCAGAUUACACUGUCUGGCAGAUGGUGGGUGUUCAGCGCAGGAACAGCACAGCUAUGAAAAAGCAUCACUUUCCACAACAGAACACAAAGCACAUCUGUCCACUUACCUGCCUGCUAGUUGCACAGAAAACCCACAGUGGGGCUCAGAGCUAACGGCUGAAUUGACUGCAAAUCAAAGAAACCAGUGCAAAUACCCAGCACUUUUGUCAUUCCAAUUCCCUUGUGGGUAUUAUCUGGAAUUCAUGGUGAGAUAUGUUGUGAGGCACUGUGUGAUGCAGUAAUAGACCUACGUCCUGAGAUCCCUUUGACAGAUAAAACUGCCCUGUUUUCUGGUUGUUUGUUGUUACUGGGUUAAACUGGAUCAUCACAUGGUGGGAGGUGGGGGGGAUUGAUCCUUUCAGCAAAGAUUUCAGGUAUAAAAAAAUAUAUUUUUUUAUCUGUGCUGGCAAUUAAUAUCUGAUGUUCAUACUGUUUAAAAACAUUUUCCCAGUCUUGCUCUCCAUUGCUAGGACAUAUAUUUAGUCCCUGUUUUAAAUCACAUUUGCUUCCUGGUCAAAAGAAAACAAUAUUAAUCUAAAAAAGCCAAAAGGACCAGGGGACAUCAUAGCUUUUACUCUGUACUUCUCAAGCAAACCACUGGCUCACAGAAUUGGUUGGAUGUGACAGUGAGCAAAAAUCAUUUUAUUCCAUCCAGAGGUUUUAAGCUUGGCUGCUGCUUCCAUGCUAAGGAUAAACUUUUGACAUUUCUCUUGUCCUUGAGAUUCCUCCCAACAAAACAACAUUUGCACACACGCACACACACACACACACACACACACACACACACACACACACACAUACACACACAGUAUAAUGGUGAGUAACAAUUUUAAGGUUUUUUGGACUGUAUCUCGAUUGCUAAGGAUGGUGAUUUGUAUGUAUUGCCAUGUGCAGUUCAGAUGCAUUAUUUCCCACUCCUUACAUGUACACCAGAAGUUUAUGUAAAUUAUAAAGUAAAAUUACUUACUGGUGACAUC
Messenger RNA from Megalops cyprinoides (Indo-Pacific tarpon), 2667 nucleotides. It is a transcript of the gene selplg, whose product is annotated as selectin P ligand. Bases 91 to 969 code for a protein of 292 amino acids. Gene Ontology annotation, cellular component: plasma membrane. The transcript is spliced from 3 exons. Lineage: Eukaryota; Metazoa; Chordata; Actinopteri; Elopiformes; Megalopidae. The record is from RefSeq and is a predicted model, not a curated record. Gene Ontology annotation, biological process: leukocyte tethering or rolling; hemopoiesis.